Messenger RNA from Rangifer tarandus platyrhynchus (Svalbard reindeer), 2319 nucleotides. The record is from the annotation of a GenBank genome assembly. Lineage: Eukaryota; Metazoa; Chordata; Mammalia; Artiodactyla; Cervidae.
AUGGGCUGGUUCGCUAGGAUUGUCUGUCUUUUCUGGGGAGUAUUACUUACAGCAAGAGCAAACUAUCAAAAUGGGAAAAACAAUGUGCCAAGACUGAAAUUAUCCUACAAAGAAAUGUUGGAAUCCAACAAUGUGAUCACUUUCAAUGGCUUGGCCAACAGCUCCAGUUAUCAUACCUUCCUUUUGGAUGAGGAACGGAGUAGACUGUAUGUUGGAGCAAAGGAUCAUAUAUUUUCAUUCAACCUGGUUAACAUCAAGGAUUUUCAAAAGAUUGUGUGGCCAGUAUCUUACACCAGAAGAGAUGAAUGCAAGUGGGCUGGAAAAGAUAUUCUGAAAGAAUGUGCUAAUUUCAUCAAGGUGCUUAAGGCUUAUAAUCAGACUCAUUUGUAUGCCUGUGGAACGGGGGCUUUUCAUCCAGUUUGCACCUACAUUGAAAUUGGACAUCAUCCUGAGGACAACAUUUUUAAGCUGCAAGACUCACAUUUUGAAAAUGGCCGUGGGAAGAGCCCAUAUGACCCUAAACUGCUGACGGCAUCUCUUUUAAUAGACGGAGAAUUAUACUCUGGAACAGCAGCUGAUUUUAUGGGGCGAGACUUUGCUAUCUUCCGAACUCUUGGGCACCAUCAUCCAAUCAGGACGGAGCAGCACGAUUCCAGGUGGCUCAACGAUCCAAGGUUCAUUAGUGCCCACCUCAUCCCAGAGAGUGACAACCCUGAAGAUGACAAAGUGUACUUUUUCUUCCGUGAAAAUGCAAUAGAUGGAGAACACACUGGAAAAGCCACUCAUGCUAGAAUAGGUCAGAUAUGCAAGAAUGACUUUGGGGGCCACAGAAGUCUGGUGAAUAAAUGGACAACAUUUCUCAAAGCUCGUCUCAUUUGCUCAGUGCCAGGCCCAAAUGGCAUCGACACUCAUUUUGAUGAAUUGCAGGAUGUAUUCCUGAUGAAUUCUAAAGAUCCUAAAAAUCCAGUUGUAUAUGGAGUGUUUACAACUUCCAGUAACAUCUUCAAGGGGUCAGCCGUGUGCAUGUAUAGCAUGAGUGAUGUGAGAAGGGUGUUCCUUGGACCAUAUGCUCACAGGGAUGGUCCCAACUACCAGUGGGUGCCUUAUCAAGGAAGAGUCCCCUACCCACGACCAGGAACUUGUCCCAGUAAAACAUUUGGUGGAUUUGACUCUACCAAAGACCUUCCUGAUGACGUUAUAACAUUUGCAAGAAGUCAUCCAGCCAUGUACAAUCCAGUAUUUCCUAUCAAUAACCGGCCGAUAAUGAUCAAAACAGAUGUAAAUUAUCAGUUUACACAAAUUGUGGUAGAUCGAGUGGAUGCAGAAGAUGGCCAGUAUGAUGUCAUGUUUAUUGGAACAGAUGUUGGAACUGUUCUUAAAGUAGUUUCAAUUCCUAAGGAGACCUGGCAUGAUUUAGAAGAAGUUCUGCUUGAAGAAAUGACAGUUUUCCGGGAACCAACUACUAUUUCAGCAAUGGAGCUUUCCACUAAGCAGCAACAGCUCUACAUUGGCUCCACCACGGGCGUCGCGCAGCUGGCCCUGCACAGGUGUGACGUUUACGGGAGGGCCUGUGCCGAGUGCUGCCUCGCCCGAGACCCCUACUGCGCCUGGGACGGCUCCGCCUGCUCUCGCUACUUUCCUACUGCAAAGAGACGCACAAGACGACAAGAUAUAAGAAAUGGAGAUCCAUUGACCCACUGUUCAGACUUACAACACCAUGAUAAUCACCAUGGCCACAGCUUUGAAGAAAGAAUCAUAUAUGGAGUAGAAAAUAGCAGCACCUUCCUAGAAUGCAGUCCGAAAUCACAGCGAGCUCUGGUCUAUUGGCAAUUCCAGAGGCGAAAUGAAGAGCGAAAAGAAGAGAUCAGAGUGGAUGAUCAUAUCAUCAGAACAGAACAAGGCCUUCUACUGCGUAGUCUACAGCGGAAGGAUUCAGGCAAUUACCUCUGUCAUGCGGUGGAACACGGAUUCAUGCAAACUCUUCUUAAAGUGACCCUAGAAGUCAUUGACACAGAACAUUUGGAAGAACUUCUUCAUAAAGACGAUGAUGGAGAUGGGUCUAAGACCAAAGAAACGUCCAACAGCAUGACGCCUAGUCAGAAGGUCUGGUACAGAGACUUCAUGCAGCUCAUCAAUCAUCCCAACCUGAACACAAUGGAUGAGUUCUGUGAACAAGUUUGGAAAAGGGACCGAAAACAGCGUAGGCAAAGGCCAGGACAUACCCAAGGGAACAGUAACAAAUGGAAGCACUUACAGGAAAAUAAGAAAGGCAGAAACAGGAGGACCCACGAAUUUGAGAGGGCACCCAGGAGUGUCUGA